AUGCACGAUACGAUCGAUACGGAGAUGCCAGCUAGACCCAUCUUCGACUAUACCACCACAGGCAUGGUCCCGACAGCCAAGCCUCGACCUCUCCCGCUAGAAGUGUUGUUGCUCAUCAUCGACGAGCUCGGUGCAGACCGUGAAUAUGACGCGUUAGAAGCGUGGGCGGAGGCUAGUGAGGGGUUGCUUCAGGAGAGGGCGUACAGGUACAUUCCACGCGAAAUAGUCUUCGGGACGCAGGAGGAGGCUGCGAGCAUCAAUCUGGCCUUUCGCUGGAAAGGACCACAGGCAGUGCGUAUUGAGGGAGGAGCGCGGACUAGUGAGCGUCGGCUUCCCAUUCCACAUCUGGCGACAUUUGCCUCGAGACUUGCGGGAAAAUGGACCAACGUACGGGAGCUGACGAUCGAGGGGGCAGAAUGGCGAAUGCAGGAUCUCGAUCUUCACACCAUCUUGCUCGAUGUGGGCUGCUUCGACAGAGUCUUAUACCUCCAGCUGCAUCGUGUCACCCUCCCGACUGUCCUGACGUUGUGGCGUUUGGUCCACGGCCUCCCAAGCCUCCACGAGCUUUCCUUACGCGAUGUCGAGUUCGCCAAGACUGCCAUCAACGACCGGAUGCUCUCGGCCCUAUGUCUCUUGCCCUCUACACUAAACACCAUAUACAUGCUUCGACCCGAGGAACGUGCCGUCGAAAGACCUGGAUUUCUUGGAAUAGGCUCCGCUGGGCUGCUGCAGGCGAUAGUAGUGCGGAGCAUGACAUCUCUCAAUGUAUCUCCAUGGUGCAAGGUCUCGCGACUGGAGUUGUGGGAUGUUACCUUUCCGACCGCUGCCGCCUUUGGACGCUUGCUUUGCGCCGUUCCCACCCUCAAAGAGCUCGCCAUUCUGGGGCCAUGCUCGUUCUCGGAACAUGUCCUUGAUCCCAGAGAUGUCCCUGUAAUACCAUGCCGAUUAAGAGAGCUCGAGUUGGGCGAGGACUUCUCUGCACACUCCGAUCCUCGGUCCGUGCAUGACCUCGUCAACCUCUUCAUUCAAUCUGGAGCCGGUAGCUGUUUGAAAAGUCUCACCGUUUGGCCGUCCCCGUCCUUUCGUGUAGCAACGAGCACAGAUGUCUCUCUCGCUAGACUCAUUGCAUGUGCCGGCCAAUCACUACAGUCACUUGAACUCUACGCAGUCCUGCAGGACAGCUUGCGGUUGUACAACGAAACAAGAAUAUACGCAGAACAAAGCUCAGUCCGUUGCUUUGAUAUCUCGGCAAAUACACAUCUCGAGCGCCUUACCUGCGUAACCAACAUCAGCCACGAAGACAAUUCACCGAUCGCCGCCGUGACGGAGCUUCUUCAACAGGUUGCGUCAGUACGCAUAUCAGAAAUCGAUAUGACCUUCCGUGUGAGGGAUGAAGCAGAGCUCGCAACGUUGUGGAAUGGCCUCCCACAGCUCGAUGCAGCGCUUUCUAAAAAGGUGUUCGACCGACUUGAAAGAGCCUGGAUAAGAUUGUACGGUGUAGAGGCAUCCCACGAGCUUCCGCAAGCGAGUGUGAGGUCAUACUUACCCAAGCUGGAAACACGGGGUAUUCUACGUAUUGCGGUGAAGGAUCGAAUCAUCAGGUACGAUACGCACUGA
Molecule: messenger RNA, 1617 nt
Organism: Postia placenta MAD-698-R-SB12
Lineage: Eukaryota; Fungi; Basidiomycota; Agaricomycetes; Polyporales; Adustoporiaceae
Exons: 3
Coding region: 1-1617 (538 amino acids)
Source: RefSeq, a predicted model, not a curated record